GUUAAGCUCAUGGCAGUGGUGUAGGAGAUCAGAGGUUCUGCCUUUUAAAGAGGAAGUCUUCCAUCCGCUGGUGAUUUACAAGAGCCUUGUUCGUCCUUGGCAACCGGAGAUGAUGUUGCUAUGGAAAUACCUAUUGCUGCUAUCAUUCCUUGGCUGUCUUGCAGAGAAUGGCAAGCUUCAUGGACCAGCCUUCAUCCUUGAGCCAAAUGACGCUGUGUUCCCUGUGGAUUUAACAGAGAAGAAGGCAAUGCUGAACUGCGAAGCAAGAGGAAACCCAGCACCACAUUACAGGUGGCAAAGAAACGGAUCGGACAUCAACAUAAACUUGGAUUACCGCUACAGUUUGGUCGGAGGGAGCCUGCUGAUAACUAACCCGAUUAAAAGCCAGGACUAUGGAACGUACCAGUGCUUUGCAACCAAUUCCUUAGGCACAAUCAUGAGCAAAGAAGCAAAGCUUCAGUUUGCAUAUCUUGAAAGCUUCAAAGGGAAAUCGAGAAGCGCCGUGUCCGUCCGCGAGGGGCAAGGAGUCGUUCUGCUUUGUGGUCCACCGCCUCAUUCUACAGAAAUGAAAUAUAACUGGAUCUUUAAUGAGCUUCCAACCUAUGUGGAACAAGACAACCGUCGCUUUGUGUCUCAGGAGACUGGGAACUUGUACAUAUCAAAAGUGGAGACGUCAGAUGUCGGGUCCUACAUCUGUAUGAUAGAAAGCACAGUCACAAACAGAAGAGUCCUCAGUCCACCUACUCCCCUAGUGCUACGGACUGACGGGAUAAUGGGUGAAUACGAACCAAAGAUUGAAGUUCGCUUUCCAGAAACAGUUCCUGCAGCAAAAGGAGCAACAGUGAAGCUGGAAUGCUUUGCACUGGGAAAUCCGGUCCCUACCAUCACCUGGAGGAGAAAUGGCAGAAGCUCGUUCCCUGACAAGGUCAAAGUCAACAAAACAAACGGCGUUCUCGAAGUACCAAACUUCCAGCAGAGAGACGCAAGUUCGUACGAGUGUAUCGCUGAGAACUCGAGGGGGAAGAACACAGUGAAAGGACAGCUGAUUUUUUAUGCGCGUCCGAACUGGAUCCAGAACUUAACCGACUCUUACAUGCCGAUCGAAGAAAACCUACACUGGGUUUGCAAAGCGAAUGGUGAGCCCAAACCGUCUUAUAGGUGGCUGAAAAACGGGGAACCCUUUCUAAUAGAGGAAAGAAUUCGAAUAGAAAACGGGGCACUUAUGAUCAGCGCUGUUGGAGUAUCAGAUGCUGGGAUGUAUCAAUGUCUGGCAGAAAACAAACAUGGAGUGAUUUAUACCAGUGCUGAGCUUCGAGUUUUAGCAUCCGCUCCGGAUUUUUCCACGAGCCCCUUGAAGAAAUUAACACCCAUUAGCGUGGGCGGUGAGGUUAUCAUCGAAUGCAAACCGAAAGCUUCCCCAAGAGCAACCAUUUCUUGGAUGAAGCAAAAUGAGAUUCUACAAGAAAAUGAAAGGAUUCUCAUUCUGGAGGACGGCAGCCUGAGAGUAGCCAACGUGACAAAGAGAGAUGGGGGUCUCUAUACGUGCAUCGCUCACAACAGUUUCGGGUCAGCAAACAGCACGGGGUCCCUGGUGGUCAAAGAUGCGACGAUAAUCACCAUCCCGCCGUCAGACAUGGACGUGACGGUAGGCGAGAGCACCAUCCUGCCGUGCCAAGUCUCGCACGACCCAUCGCUGAACCUCGAGUUUUCGUGGUCCUUCAACGGCCAAGUCAUCGACUUCAAGAGGGACGGGGAUCACUUUGAGAAGGUCGGAGGGGGCUCGAGCGGUGACCUGAUGAUCAGAAACAUUCAGCUGAAGCACGCGGGCCGAUAUGUGUGCAUGGUGCACACGACUGUGAACAGAGCCUCAGCCGGAGGAGACUUAAUCGUACGAGGGCCGCCUGGUCCUCCAGGGGUUGUGAUAGUGGAAGAGAUUACAGAAUCUACAGCUGAACUGUCCUGGAGCUCUGGUAUUGAUAACCACAGCCCUAUCUCCAUGUACACAGUGCAAGCCCGUACUCCCUUCUCAGUGGGUUGGCAAGCACUGACUGCAGUUCCCGAGGUCAUUGGUGGAGAUGCUUUGAGAGCCACAGUCAUCAACUUAAACCCCUGGGUGGAGUAUGAAUUCCGUGUCGUUGCUACUAACAGCAUCGGCAUCGGAGAGCCAAGCCUUCCAUCGGAAAAAUCACGAACAGAAGAGUCCUUUCCUAAGAUGGGACCUGCUAACGUCAGUGGGGGAGGUGGCAGUCGGUCUGAACUGGUAAUAUCAUGGGAGCCAGUGCCUGAGGAGCUGCAGAACGGAGAGGGCUUUGGCUACGUGGUUGCCUUUCGGCCCCUGGCGACUACCAGUUGGAUGAAAGCGGCCGUCACGUCCGCGGACACUUCGAAGUACGUCUUCCGGAACGAAAGUGUGGCUCCUUUCUCUCCCUACGAAGUGAAAGUGGGCGUUUACAAUAACAAAGGAGAGGGUCCCUACAGCCCCGUCAUCACAGUGUUUUCCGCUGAGGAGGAGCCAAGUGUCGCGCCAUUCAACGUCUCGGCCAGAAGUCUGUCCGCUUCGGAGAUAGAGGUGCUGUGGGAAGCUGUGCCUUGGGAAUCGAACAAGGGAAAGGUGCGAGGUUACGAGAUACAGUACUGGACAGACGACGAGAGCGAAGAGACGGCGGAUAAAUUCAGAUCAGACGGAAACAACACAUCAGCAAAGGUCCCAGGCCUGAAAGGCAGCACUCUGUACAACAUCAUCGUUAAAGCCUACAGCAGUGCGGGAACCGGACCUGCCAGCGCUCCUAUUAAUAUUACAACCAAGAAACCACCACCAAGCCAAGCACCUGGGAAGAUUUGGUGGGAAUCGGCCAGUUCCAGGGUGGUUUUAAACUGGGAACACGUCAAGGCAAUGGAAAAUGAAUCUGAGGUGACAGGAUACAAAGUUUUAUACAGAAAGAACAGACAGAGCAGCACACAAGUGAUAGAAACCAACAACACGUCUGUGGAGCUCACUCUCCCUGAUGAUGAGGACUAUAUCAUCGAGGUGAAGACAUUUAGCGACGGAGGAGACGGUAUCAGCAGUGCUCAAAUCAGAAUUCCAAGAAUGUCAUACCCAAGUGGGGGAAGAUCCGGUGUCUCAACAUCAAAUGUAUGCACACUGUCAGCCUUCAGCACGAUAGUGCUCUCUCUCUCAGCCCGAUCGUCAUUAUGGUGAAAGCAUACACUACCGACCGAUGUCAAGCUUACCCGAUGUCAAAUAUAAUCAGUCAACAAUCUAAAGACUUAUAAUGAGUAAAUCUACAAAAAUUCCGCUAGUGUGCAUUUACUUAACCACCAAUGUUAUCUUUUCCUAUAAAUCUUUAUUACUGUACGCUAUGUCAUUUCAAAUUUAUGUGGACACGCCUGUAAUUACCAAUGCCAGUCAGCUACCAGAUUAAAUUGACCAACCUGUUCUUUGCCUGAGAUCUCGUUUGGGCCUUUACAAAUGCACUAAGUCAACACCUGAGGAAACAAAAAACAUCAGCGAAUCGAUGUUACCAAAGCGUGCAACCUAGCAGUUUGCAUAUAAUGUACAGACGGUUAUAUUUAUACACCUGAAAUGUUCAGUAUUUUGAGAGUUAUUAUUUAGCACAAUCAGUUAAUGUAUCUUGGAAUGUGUCGUAGCUUUUUACAUUGUAAUACAAUUUCACGUACCUGAAAAGUCACUGUUGCUUGUACUAAGAUAGGAGAUUUAACCAGAUAACAUUGGUGCAAUAGUUCUACCUUAAAUCACAAAGGUUGCUCUAAAAAAAAAGCAUCCAGGUACAGUCAUAACAAAUGAAAAGUAAAAUAUGUAUUUGUUUAAACGGUCCACUAUGUGAAAUGAUUUUUCUGUUAUUUUCAGUCGGUUUCAUUUGUAGCUGCGGGAAGUAAAACAGAACCUAGUGCACUCGAGUAGUAAGGCGUAAGGCAAUGUUAUCCAAAUAGGAUGUUUUCCAAGGUUAUAAGCCUGAGGACUUGAGCGCACAGAUGUGAUACUGACAACAACUUUGGCGUAGAGUGAGGGAGGGGGAAAGUGAAAGAAACAAAGCUACAGAUGAGCAAAAAAAAUAUAAAACGUUAAGAAAAAAAAGUCAAAACUAUAAUGUUGCAUGUGGAGGUGCAUUUAUAUUGCUGUUAAAUUAAUGUACAUAAAGUUUUACAGUGCAUAUUUGUAAAUAAGUGUCUUGAGCAACAUGACUUUACAAGGGGCACUGUUACUGUAUUAGACAUAGGGUGGCCAAAUGAGCCCACAUUUGUCUAGCAGAUUGAAUCUUUACGGUUGUCAUUUGUCUUUUAGAAGUUUGAUCUGCUUUCGGGAAGAAAAAAAGUAAUGGUUUUGCAAUUAUGUUUUCUAAAACCUCAAAUCUGUUUUAUAUUUUUCAUUCGUCUGUUAUGACUGGCCGCUGUUAAAAAAAAAUGUAGGCAGCAGUAUUUACAUUUAAAUAUUGUUUGCUUAAUUGUGUAAAUAGUAAUUUGACAGAACCCUUUGAAAUAAAUCUGUCUUGGAACAGUUUUUUCCCCCUUCUCCCUCCUUGUCUUACUAAUUCCAUAAACUACUGCUAUUUUAUAUUUUCUACUGAAUACAGUAACAAAUUUUUUUCUAACUUUCUACGAGACAUUGUCAAGGUGUAUAAUAGGACCCACUUCUGAAAUGUGAAGGUUUGUAAAAUGACGUAAAUUCUUCCAAAUUUUGGAGUUGUUUCAGAGUUUUUAAUGGAAACCUCCACCUGGGUCUCGAUUUACUCUUACCAUUUUGGAAUUGGGUUGGAUUGAAGAAAGCCUUUCAUUUCUCUCGAUCUCAACCUUCCAGAAUACUGACCCUAUC
Messenger RNA from Callorhinchus milii (elephant shark), 4831 nucleotides. RefSeq names its product contactin 4 (gene cntn4). Gene Ontology annotation, biological process: brain development; cell-cell adhesion. NCBI's taxonomy places the organism in Eukaryota, Metazoa, Chordata, Chondrichthyes, Chimaeriformes, Callorhinchidae. Gene Ontology annotation, molecular function: cell-cell adhesion mediator activity. The coding region runs from base 110 to 3199 and encodes 1029 amino acids. The transcript is spliced from 23 exons. The record is from RefSeq and is a predicted model, not a curated record.